UGACCAAAUAAAAACAAUUAAAUGCACAAGCGCUCUCGCUCCGUCUCUAAUCGGUGUUUCCGGGCCAGUCUUUGUUUUUUUGUUACAGUAGCAAUUUAGUAAUCAGUAUGAUCAGUUGGUGUAGUUCGUCUAAUUUGUCUAAUUCUAAUCAUGAGUAGUCGCGUUGGUCGGCAUAGAACGAAGAAAUUGAUUUGCAGUUGUAAUUGAACGGAAAACAGUUUUGUAUCUCCCUCCAAGUGCAACUGUUCAAGGAACUAUAUGGAAAAUGGGCUUAUAUGACAUUACUGUAUAUACCAUUUAAUCGUUUAACAGCCGGGCUUAUAACACAAGACGUCAUUCAGUGGGACAAAAUGUCGAGAAGGUUAGGAUGAAUGUGAAGAUUGCACCAGGUGCUAUGGUUUGUAAUGAAUGUGAACUACGUGGUGACAUUACCAUUGGGAGCAUGACAGUGAUCCACCCAAGAGCCUCAAUCAUUGCUGAAGCCGGUCCCAUAAUCAUAGGGGAUUGUAAUAUAAUUGAGGAGCAAGCACGCAUAAUCAACAGGGGGCCUCCAGGAGAUGCAGCUCCUACAUCUACACCAGUGAUGAUCAUUGGAGCUAAUAAUGUGUUUGAAGUUGAUUGCACCUCUGAAGCCCAGAAGAUCGGAGAUAACAAUGUCCUGGAAUCAAAAUCCUUUGUUGGACGACAAGUGGAGCUGACAAAUGGGUGUAUUGUGGGUGCAGCAUGCCAGUUGACGUAUCCAGAAAUUGUUCCUCAGAAUACUGUAAUAUUUGGCAGCAAAUGUUCACGCCGUCAGCAAGCUGAUAGGCCACCACCCCAAACAUUGCAGUUGGACUUCCUAACCAAAGUUUUGCCAAACUACCAUCAUCUGAAGAAGGCACUUAAAAAAGCUAGCAAUGCAUAAAUGUUGUGCUCUAAUGCAAAGUUACCUCACAGUGGAUACUUACCCAUCACCUUUAAACAUACCAUUUCCUAAUUUGUUCAGUAUUCAGACAACUAGAAUGUGUUUGUUACAGUGAGUCAGUGUAUAUUGUAUGCUCUUAUUCAAUCUGAAAUGCCAUUGAAUUAUAUAACAAGUAUAAUGUCUAACAAGAGAAAUUACACAUUAAAAUAGUUAACCUAAUACAAACUUAACACUA
This is a messenger RNA of Cryptotermes secundus, 1139 nucleotides long. RefSeq names its product dynactin subunit 6 (gene DCTN6-p27). Gene Ontology annotation, molecular function: dynein complex binding. Lineage: Eukaryota; Metazoa; Arthropoda; Insecta; Blattodea; Kalotermitidae. The transcript is spliced from 5 exons. Gene Ontology annotation, biological process: mitotic spindle organization. The record is from RefSeq and is a predicted model, not a curated record. Gene Ontology annotation, cellular component: dynactin complex. Bases 368 to 904 code for a protein of 178 amino acids.